AUGGGUCAGUCACAAAGUGAGAUCGAUCAGGAGGUGGCUCUAACGCAGAUUCAGGAACUGUAUAAGAAAUUUGCCAGCGAAUGUCCCAGCGGAAACCUGCAUUUACAUGAGUUCAAGAAAAUAUUUGGAAUCUCUAGCGACUCAACAGCAGAAGAAUGUGCUUACGUAGAAAACUUAUUCAGAUCUUUCGAUACGAACCAGGAUAACACGAUAGACUUCAUGGAGUAUGUGGCGGCAGUCCACCUGGUUCUCCGCGGUAGGCUGGAGGAUAAACUGAAAUGGUCUUUUAAGGUGUAUGACAGAGAUGGAAAUGGACGGCUUGACAGACGCGAGGUGAUACAUAUAGUCAAGAUCAUCUCUAAGCUGAAGACACACGAAAACCCAUCUGCCUGUGAAGGCCUCAACCCUAAUCAGAUAUGUGACAGGAUCUUUGAACUUGUUGACAAAAAUAAUGAUGGUCAGAUUUCCUUGGAGGAGUUCUUGGAUGGUGCUCAGAAAGAUGAAUGGGUAUUAGAGCAUCUCAAACUGGAUGUCCGACCAAGUAGCUGGUUCAUUCAACAGCUGAGGAAAAAUUCAUGA
Messenger RNA from Chanos chanos (milkfish), 579 nucleotides. Its product is annotated as guanylyl cyclase-activating protein 2-like. Lineage: Eukaryota; Metazoa; Chordata; Actinopteri; Gonorynchiformes; Chanidae. The coding region runs from base 1 to 579 and encodes 192 amino acids. The transcript is spliced from 4 exons. Gene Ontology annotation, cellular component: photoreceptor inner segment; cone photoreceptor outer segment. The record is from RefSeq and is a predicted model, not a curated record. Gene Ontology annotation, biological process: visual perception. Gene Ontology annotation, molecular function: calcium sensitive guanylate cyclase activator activity; calcium ion binding.